CCUCCUCCCACUCUGGACCUUGGAAACCUCCAGCUCAGAGGGCUGUCCUAUACACCGAGCACUGCUCCCUUGCUAAGGCACCGCACACCCAGGGGCCCCAACGCCAGGAUCCUGAGAGGCCUGGCAGCAGCAUGGAGCUGGUCCGGGACGGCUUCCGCCUGCCGCUGGCUUACGUGAAGGGGGUCCCGCUCAUCAACUACUUUGCAGAUGCCAUAGAGCCGCUGCAGAGCUUCCAGGCCCGGCCCGAUGACCUGCUCAUCAGCACCUACCCCAAGUCGGGCACCACUUGGAUGAGUGAGAUACUGGACAUGAUCUACCAGGGCGGUGACCUAGAGAAGUGUCGCAGAGACCCCAUCCACACGCGGGUGCCCUUCCUUGAGUUCAAGUGCCCAGGGGUUCCCUCAGGGCUUGAGAGUGUGAAGGACACCCCCGCCCCACGGCUGCUCAAGACGCACCUGCCUGUGGCCCUGCUCCCCCAGACUUUGCUGGAUGAGGUCAAGGUGAUCUAUGUCGCUCGCAACGCAAAGGACGUGGCCGUCUCCUAUUAUAACUUCUACAAGAUGUGCACGUUGUUCCCGGAGCCUGGCGCCUGGGACGGCUUCCUGGAGAAGUUCAUGGAUGGCGAAGUGUCCUACGGGUCUUGGUACCAGCACGUGCGGGAGUGGUGGGAGCUGAGCCACACCCACCCUAUUCUCUACCUCUUCUACGAGGACAUGAAGGAGAACCCCAAAAGGGAGCUUCAGAAGAUCCUGGAGUUCGUGGGGCGCUCCCUGCCUGAGGAGACCAAGGAGCUCAUCGUCCAGCGCACAUCCUUCAAGGAGAUGAAGAAGAACCCCAUGACCAACUACACCACCCUACCCUGUGAGGUCAUGGACCACACGGUCUCCCCCUUCAUGAGGAAAGGGAUCGUGGGGGACUGGAAAAGCACCUUCACCGUGGUCCAGAGUGAGCGCUUUGAUGCCCACUGUGCCGAGAAGAUGGCGGGCUGCAGCCUCCCCCUCCGCUGGCAGCUCUGAGGGCUACACAGGGUCCUGUUCCAAGGCGUGUGAACAGGCCUGACCCUACUGCAGGAAUAAAGGGCGAUUGCUAAACCAGG
Chinchilla lanigera (long-tailed chinchilla) is the source of this 1096-nucleotide messenger RNA. Its product is annotated as sulfotransferase 1A1. The transcript has 8 exons. Gene Ontology annotation, biological process: sulfation. The coding region runs from base 132 to 1016 and encodes 294 amino acids. Gene Ontology annotation, cellular component: cytoplasm. Gene Ontology annotation, molecular function: sulfotransferase activity. The record is from RefSeq and is a predicted model, not a curated record. Lineage: Eukaryota; Metazoa; Chordata; Mammalia; Rodentia; Chinchillidae.